AUGAUCAAACACCGCCGUAGCCCGGGCGCCGCUCUUGAUCAGAGCUCGCUCGGCGGGGCGGCGGGAGUGGAACCCGAAAUCGACAAGGUUUCGGAGCUGGGUGUUUCGGAGUCCCCGAGCCAGUGUGAUCUCGGCCGGGUCAAUAUCCGGGAUUGCACAGCACUCGCAUCAGGAGACCCAGCAACUCCCGAGACUGUCUGCCGAUGCAAACCCGUCACGACCCGCCCGCCUGCGCCUGAGCCAAUCUGCACGACCCUUGAAACAAGCCCUCGCCGUCCCCAAGCAUCUCCUGAGCCGCCGUCCCCAACCACCACCCAACACGAACCCGAGAUCCCAAGCCCGAUGGAAACCAGCACCAAGCCAGCUCCAGCGAGUCGCACCAUGUACGAGGGCGAAGACGAUGCCGAGCGACGAGAGACGGCUGUGGGCGGCUCGAGACGCCGCGCGGGCCAGCAGCGGCUCGAGUACACCGGCCUGGACGACGACGGCCAUCCACUAAACCAUGUCCAUCCACACACAGACCCGGCCGAGAAGAGCAGUCCCAAGCAGUUCGGCGUCCUCAAGAUGGAGGCCAUCAUCGAGCGGCUCCGUGCCCGCUCCAGUCGCUGGGGCGUCCGGUCGAUCUACAUUGCGAUGUACAUCCUCUCGACAAUCACCUCCACCGAAAAUAACUCGCUGCCGCUCAUCGAGCCGUACUUCCUGAGCCUCUUCGGCCACCACAGCUCGCUUGCGACCGUAGGAAUCAUGACCAAUAUAGCUUUUGCCGUUGGGAAGCCGCCCAUGAGCAAGAUUAUGGAUGUCUUUGGUCGGGCUGAGGGCGUCCUAGUGGCGAUUAUUCUCUACCUAAUAGGCGCCAUCCUCACGGCCUCAUCCACGGGGGUGAUCCAGUACGGGUUCGGCAGAACAGCGGCGGCCCUAGGCUCGCAAGGCCUGCAGCUAUCACAGAUGAUAAUUGUAGCCGACACAUCCUCGCUGACCUCGCGGGCAUUGCUGACCUCGACGAUCACCUCGCCGUGGAUAUUCACGACCUGGAUCGGGCCCGUCGUCGGCUCCUGGUUCCUGUCCAAGGGCGCCUUCGGCUACCGGACGAUCUACCUCGUCUUCGGGCUUGCGGUCCCGCUCUGCGCCAGCUGGCUCGUGCUCGUCUUGUGGAUGGAGUGGCGCAAGCUCAACAGUGAAGCCGGCCCGCCUGCCCGAAGGAUCGCCCUGCCCACUUCCGAUCUCGACCAGGAGGACCAACCCGGGGGCCUUUGGAGUCCCCCUAACUCUCCUAAUACGAUCCUCUACAACUCCCGCUCUUCGUCUACUAGUCUCUGGUCAGAGGCCUGGGAACAACUCGACUCUGUCGGGCUCGUCUUGUUGACUCUGGGCUUCGGCCUGCUCCUGUUACCGCUCACUUGGUCGGUGAAAGAACCCGGCGUCAGCUGGUUCACUGUCACAAGAUGUUCGUUCUUCAUCGUCGGGGUCAUCGUUUUGGUUUGUUUUGGAAUCUACGAGAACAAGUUUGCCAAGUUCCCGGUUAUCCCUCCACGGCUAGUUGAACAACGCACGGUCCUCUUGGGUUCGGCGGUGUGCUUCUGGCACUUCAUUUGUCAAUUUACGUAUGAGAGCUACUUCACCAGCUUUCUGCAGGUGGCCAGGUUCCUGUCUGCCCGGGACGCACAGUACGUCGAGCGGUCCUACCUUUUCACGGCCUGUGUCUCGGCCAUCAUCUGCGGAUUGCUCGUCAAAUGGACACGGCGAUACAAGAUCUGGCUGGUUGUCGGGAUAUUGUUACAUGCUGUGGGGACACUGCUGAUGGUCCGAAGCCGCAAGCUGGACAAUCCGAUGAUAGAGAUCGUGAUUUCGCAAGUCAUUGGGGGCUUUGGGGGCGGCUUCACGACGCUAGCCUCCCAGCUGGGAGUGCAAGCGGUGGUUGCGCACCAAGAUGUAGGCAUCUCGACGGCGGUCUUCCUGACGAUCACCCAGAUCGGCGGGGCGGUGGGCUCGAGUCUUGCGGGUUCGAUCUGGACCUCGCGGCUGGAGACGGCGCUAUCCGAACGUCUGCCGGCCUCAGAGCAGGGCAACAUCCCCAAGAUCGUCGGCGACUUGCGCUUCGCACUCACGUACCAAGGCGACAAGCGCACCAAAAUCAACGAGGCCUACGUCGACGUCCAGCGCAUCCUCAACUGGCUCGGCGUCUGGGCCCUCCUUCCCUGCUUGAUCUGCGCUCUCUGCAUGCAGAACGUCGACCUUGACUCCAAGGCGUCCAAGCGCAACCCCCAGAAGGGAGACCUCCCUCCUCCGCACGAGGAUGAUCUCCUUUCGGCUCCUCGUGACUCCAACGUUACUGCUGAGAACGUCCCCUUUUUAACCCGUUGGUCGAGUCUCUUCUGUCGUUAUCUCUCCCUUCCGGGAGCCUUUCUCAAGCGCAAAAUCUGA
Messenger RNA from Puccinia triticina, 2421 nucleotides. RefSeq lists its product as uncharacterized. Bases 1 to 2421 code for a protein of 806 amino acids. The transcript is spliced from 8 exons. Gene Ontology annotation, biological process: transmembrane transport. The record is from RefSeq and is a predicted model, not a curated record. Gene Ontology annotation, molecular function: transmembrane transporter activity. Lineage: Eukaryota; Fungi; Basidiomycota; Pucciniomycetes; Pucciniales; Pucciniaceae.